This is a messenger RNA of Orcinus orca (killer whale), 9794 nucleotides long. It is a transcript of the gene CDC25A, whose product is annotated as cell division cycle 25A. The record is from RefSeq and is a predicted model, not a curated record. NCBI's taxonomy places the organism in Eukaryota, Metazoa, Chordata, Mammalia, Artiodactyla, Delphinidae. Gene Ontology annotation, cellular component: cytoplasm; nucleus. The transcript has 15 exons. Gene Ontology annotation, biological process: positive regulation of G2/M transition of mitotic cell cycle; protein dephosphorylation; G2/M transition of mitotic cell cycle. The coding region runs from base 470 to 1909 and encodes 479 amino acids. Gene Ontology annotation, molecular function: protein tyrosine phosphatase activity.
CAGGCCCUAGUGAGCAGCUAUUACCGCGAAAGGCCACCUCGGCAGCGACAGCCCGGGAGGGAGGUGAAGGUCGGCCUGGUUUUCAGCACUCCCGGGCUGGGCAAGAGAGUGAAAGAAGAGUGAAGAGAGUGUGAGACCGGGCCGUGGCCUCGCGGUCUAGCCGCUCUCCCUCCUAGACCUGCCCCGCUUGUUUGGAUUUAAUCUUCAGGUUUCCGGCGCCCGCCCGCCGGCCUCGCGGAGUGAGGGGAAGCGCUCGCGCCUGUGGCUGGCGCCUGCCGAGUCCGGACACCCGCCCGUCCUCUUCGCUUGCCCGCGGCAGCCGAGUCCCUGAACCGCGGGGUCGUGUUUGUGUUUGACCCGCGGGCGCCGGCAGUGGGGCGCGCGGCCGAGGCCAGUGCCGGCGGGGCGGGGCGGGCGCGGCAGAGGCGGAGGAAGAGGGAGCAGAAUCCCUGGGAGGCAGGGCGCCGCCAUGGAACUGGGCCCGGAGCCCCCGCACCGCCGCCGCCUGCUCUUCGCCUGCAGCCCCCCUCCCGCACCGCAGCCCGUCGUGAAGGCGCUGUUCAGCACGCCAGCCGCCGGGGGCCUGUCGCCUGUCACCAGCCUGACGGUCACCAUGGACCAGCUGCAGGGACUGGGCAGUGAGUAUGAACAGCCCCUGGAGGUGAGGAAUAGCUGUCUGCAGAGAAUGGGCUCCUCCGAAUCAACUGAUUCAGGCUUCUGUCUGGAUUCUCCUGGGCCCUUGGAUAGUAAAGAAAACCUUGAAAAUCCCAUGAGGAGAAUAAAUUCUCUGCCUCAGAAGCUCUUGGGGUGUAGCCCAGCUCUGAAGAGGAGCCAUUCUGAUUCUCUUGACCAUGAUGUCUUUCAGCUAAUUGACCAGGAUGAGAACAAGGAAAACGAAGCCUUUGAGUUUAAGAAGCCAGUAAGACCUGCAUCUCGAGGUUGCCUGCAUGCUCAUGGACUGCAGGAGGGUAAAGAUCUCUUCACACAGAGGCAGAACUCUGCCCCAGCUCGGAUGCUUUCCUCAAAUGAAAGAGAUGGCAGUGAACCAGGGCAUUUCACUCCUUUUUUUAUGCCCCACUCCCCUGUGACUGCCACUUUGUCUGAUGAGGAUGAUGGCUUCAUGGAUCUUCUCGAUGGAGAGAAUCUGAAGAAUGAUGAAGAGACCCCGUCAUGCAUGGCAAGCCUCUGGACAGCUCCCCUUGUCAUGAGAAGAACUACAAACCUGGGCAAUCGUUGCAAGCUGUUUGACUCCCCUUCCACGUGUAGCUCCACCAUCCCGUCAACGUUGAAAAGACCAGACCGAUCGCAAGAGGAGUCCCCACGUGGAAAUAGGAAGCGGAGGAAGAGCGUGGCUGGGGCCAGUCCCGAAGAGGCAGCUAGUCCAAAGAAGCCCCAGGAGAUUCUACAUCAGUCUUUAUGCCUGGUAUCUUCCCCAAAAGGGACCAUUGAGAAUAUUUUGGAUAAUGACCCAAGGGACCUUAUAGGAGACUUCUCCAAGUGUUACCUCUUUCAUACAGUUGCUGGAAAGCAUCAGGAUUUAAAAUACAUCUCUCCAGAAAUUAUAGCGUCUGUUUUGAGUGGCAAGUUUGCCAACCUCAUUAAAGAGUUUGUUAUCAUUGACUGCCGAUACCCAUAUGAAUAUGAGGGAGGCCACAUCAAGGGUGCAGUGAACUUGCACAUGGAAGAGGAGGUUGAAGACUUCUUACUCAAGAAGCCCAUCGUACCUACGGAUGGCAAGCGUGUCAUCGUGGUGUUCCACUGCGAGUUUUCUUCUGAGCGAGGCCCUCGCAUGUGCCGAUAUGUGAGAGAGAGAGAUCGGCUUGGUAACGAGUACCCCAAACUCCAUUACCCGGAGCUAUAUGUCCUGAAGGGCGGAUAUAAGGAGUUCUUCCUGAAAUGCCAGGAUUGAGCAACAUACCAAAGGAGGGACCACUGUAAAGGAGAUAGGAGUUUCAGUUGUGUUCUGAAGGAGCCAGAGAGGAUACUGCAGAAGGAAAUCAGGCAGAUGGUGAGUCACGGGCCCACAUGCAACCAGAGAAACUUGGACCUGUAAUACUGGGGGCUAUUGCCAGAAUGGAUACCAGCUGGAGCAAAAGUGUAUUACAAAAUAGAGUGGUGCCAAGAUAGCAAGUAAUAUGUGUUCUCUUUUGGUGGUGGGCUGUACCACGUGGCUUGUGCGAUCUUAGUUUCCCGACCAGGGAUGGAACACAGGCCCUCAGCAGUGAAAGUGCGAAUUCCUAACCACUGGACACCAGGGAAUUCCCUCAAGCUUCAUUUAGACAUAGUCCCCUUCUGAUUUGCCUCUAUAGUAGAGGCAUUAUUCCAGCCUUUAAAAAAAAAUUAUGAGACAAUGUGUGAAGAAAGGAAGUCCCCUGUGAUACCAACCUCCAGUGAGUGUUACUGUUAACGUGCUCAUAAAGAUUAGGAGGGGAGAGCACUAUCUCCUUCAUCUCCCCACUUCCUCUCCCAGAUGGUUUAUUAACCCUUCCAAAGAGACACUGCAUGUCUAAGCACAGCCACCCUACUCUCCAUUCAACUUUUGUCACACCAUUUUUUUAAACAGUAUAUAUAUUUAGGUAUAUAUACAUGUACGUAUAUAAAGAGAGUUAUGUACAAUAUAUAGAGGUGAUUUUCAACUGCAUAUAAAAUCACAUGGCUGUACUCUGUUUAACCCAUCCCAUAUUACAGUACCUUCCCAAAGAGAAGACUCCAUAUUCCUAAUGAGAAGAUUCGAAAGUUUUGAUUAGUUAGACCACAAACUAAGUUCAUGGCGGAAAUAGCUAAAUAUCUACUAUAGCUAUAAAUAUAUUAUUUGUACACAUUUAAAAGCAUAUAAAUGUUAAUUUAGAUAUGCUGCUUUUUCUCAAUCUUUCAGAAUGAAUUGUUAUUUAAACUCUUCAACAUCUAUUUCUGUAUCAUGGGCUAUUUUUGUAUUGUAUAUUUGAGGUGAUACAGUACUUUUCUAAUUCAUUUAUGAAAAACUUUAUACCAAAACCAGCUAUCCUUUCUUGUAAUUAGGGUUUUUUCAUUUGUCACGUCAGUGUAUAUUUAUGACUUCUACAAGAUCAGUACCCUUUUUUUUUUUUUUUUUUUUUUUUGCCGUACGCGGGCCUCUCACUGUUGUGGCCUCUCCCGUUGCGGAGCACAGGCUCCGGACGCGCAGGCUCAGCAGCCACGGCUCACGGGCCCAGCUGCUCCGUGGCAUGUGGGAUCUUCCCAGACCGGGGCACGAACCCGUGUCCCCUGCAUCGGCAGGCGGACUCUCAACCACUGCGCCACCAGGGAAGCCCCACUACCUUUUUUAAUCAUGAGGAAUUUCAAACAUAAAAGUAGAAUAAGAAGCCCCUUUUCUGCGCAUCACACAGCUUCAACAUCUACUCAGAGCAAGUCUUGUUUCUCUUCUUCACCUCACCCGAUUUUGCUUUUUAAAUUUACUUUGAGGGAAUUCCCUGGUGGUCCAGUGACUAGGACUCUGCAUUUCCACUGCAGGGGGCAGAGGUACGAUCCUUGGUUGGAGAACUAAGAUCCUGCAAGCUGCACGGUAUGGCCAAAAAUAAAUAAAAUAAAUUUAUUUUGAGCAGGUAAUACUUCUGGAUUGUUGCCAAAGCUAGCUGGUCUCCUCUCUGGCCUGUUGUUGCCACAGUCACCUUGCUAAAAUGAAUAAUUCAUUCAAACCAUUCUUCUUUGAGAAUUUAGUGUUUCUUUGCCUAUAAAAUGAAACCUGAACUCUAGCCCAUGUGCUAAGAUAUAACCCAGCCUUAUUUGUGUUCAUCUUAAGCUCCAAUAACAGGGUGGUAUUCUGUUUUCCAGAAUGCACCCUGCCCUCUGAACCUUGCUUGCUAGAGCUGGAAGCCUGCCAUGCAGAAAGUUUACAUUUACUAUUAAAAAAAAAAAAAAAAUUAAUGGGCACCCACAAGGUUGAGGGCUGGUUAACUGAAAACCUUCAGCAAGAAAACUCAUUAAAAAAUUUGAGGACAACUGUGUGCAAGGCAUGAUCCCUUGGUUCAGAUCAGAAUUUUUAAAGGACAUAAGGUUGUAUAAAAAAAUUCAACACUCAUAUUCCGCACACAGCUUAAGAGUAAACAGCAUGGCUGAAGCCCCCUGCCUACCCCAGCUUGGUUAUAAACCCUCCAGUCUUCCUGCAUCCUCCUCAAGGUAACCAUUAUCCUUCACUGGCAUGACUGUUUCCUAAGCAAGAAGAUACAGAAUAGUUUUUCAUGUUUAAAACUUCUACAUAAGUCUCUGCAUUUUGUGGGCAUUCAUCUGCAACUCUGGUUUUUACUACUCUGCUUCUCACACUAAACCACAUGAGGGCAGUUUGCUCCAGGAAGGUCAAAACAUGGGUCAAUAGUGACUCUCUGGGCCAACCACUCCAGGGGACGAAACUGCAAGUAAGCCACUUCUCCUUCUCUGGGGCCUUUUCUCAUGGAUCACAAAGGGCAUUUGAAGUAGAUGUUUCCCUGUGGCCACCCCUGUCCCAGCAUUCUGUGGCUCAGGUAUUUGAAUGGCCCUUUGGAUACCCCAGUACCCACUUCAGGAUCUACUGUGAAGAAGUACCUCUGUGGAAGAAGAGCUGGUUUUUUACGUGCCCAUUCAACAGACAUUCGAAUUGUUCUAGGCACUGUAGAUAAGGAGGUGUGUGAGAUGCAGGUUUUCCCUCAAGGAGCUCACCAACUAAUGGGAGGAGGAACUCCUUAAAGAUCAGGAGCCCUUGGGAGUAACACUUGCAUGUAACUGAAGCUAGGAUAAGAGGCAGGUUCAAAGGAAAUGGCGCCCAGGAGGAGUGGCAGGAAGCACACCACAGAAGUGACCAUUAAGCCUAAUCUCGAGUAGAAGUCUCAGGAGAGAGAGGGCAUUCCUAGAAGAAGGACUAAAUGGUACAAAGGUGACAGCAUACCCUCAUGAACGUAGGUGAGGUAAGAAUGAAGUUUGGGGGUCAGGGGUGGUAGAGAGGGACACUCCUUCAAUAUGGAGCUGAGGGGUCUGCUUCAGGGAUCUCUGAGAGCAGGACUUCUCAGACUUAGCAGAAGAAACACUUGGGGAACAUGUUAAAAUGUAGGUUCUGGACUUCCCUGGUGGCACAGUGGUUAAGAAUCCGCCUGCCAAUGCAGGGGACACGGGUUCAAGCCCUGGUCCGGGAAGAUCCCACAUGCCGCGGAGCAACUAAGCCCGUGCGCCACAACUACUGAGCCUGUGCUCUAGAGCCAACGUGCCGCAACUACUGAAGCUUGCAUGCCUAGAGCUCGUGCUCUGCAACAAGAGAAGCCACCACGAUGAGAAGCCCUCGCACUGCAACGAAGGGUAGACCCCGCUCUCCGCAAUUAGAGAAAGCCUGCACACAGCAACGAAGACCCAACACAGCCAAAAAUAAAUAAAUAAAAUAAAAUUUUUAAAAAAUGCAGGUUCUGAUUCUGUAGGGCUGGGACCUGAGAUUCUGCAUUUCUAACAAGCUCCUGUUGCUGCAGGUCCUUGGACCACACUUUAAACAGCCAGCUUGUGUGAAGCAGUACAGUCGCUGAUGGCAGGGUGGAGGAUGGCUGGUUGGUGAGAAAUGAUGAGGGCAUUGAAGAGAAGGGCAGUGGGCAUGAGGACCUGAUGAGGGCUGGGUGGGAGGGAGGGAGGGAGGGACCUAGGUUCCUGACCUGAGGAACUGGGUAGACCCUUGACACUUAGAGCAAAAAAAUGCAGGAUGAAAGGAAGUAUCUGUACUGAGGAACUAUAUAAAAUUACCAGCCUAGAUUCUUCACACAUGUCAGUGUCAUACACAACCAAGAGGCUAAGGAACUGUUCAGAUUAAGGAGACUCAACAGACAUGACAAGUAAAUGAAAUAUGUGAUCCUGGAUGGGAUCUGGGACCAAACAAAAAGUGCUAGGUAGGACAUUUGGGGACAACUGACCAAGUGGAAAUAUAGACUAUUGAUUAGGUUAAAAUAUUGUCUUGAUGUUAAAUUUCCUGAAUUUGAUAAUUAUAGAAGGAUAUCCUUAUUUUCAGGAAAUAACACACUGAGGUUAAGGUUAAGGACUAUGAUGUAACCUACUUCCAAAUGGUUUCAUAAAAAAAAACUGUGUGUGUGUGUGUGUGUGUGUGUGUGUGUGUAACAGAGACAACAGAGAGGAGAAAGCAAAUGAGGCAAAUGUUAAAAAAUAAAUGACUUGGUAAAGUGGGUAGGGGAGUUCUUUGUACUAUUCUUGCAGCUUUUCUGUAAGUAUGAUAUUUCAAAAGAAAACAUUUUAGGAGGAGGGGACAGCAGUGCUGAGCUCCUCCUAUGUGGACAGGGUGGGUUUGGACAGUGGACUGUCCAGAUUCCUGGGUGGUCAGGGGAUGAACGUGAGGGAAUUGCUCUGGAGAAAUAUCCAGGCUGGUGACAGCAACUUGUCCCAGGCAUGCAAAUGGCAGUUGAAGGGACAGGUGGAGAGAGGUCCCAGUGGGGGAGGGGACCCGAGGGAAGGGGAGCUGGAGGCGGGAGGGAGGUCAGAUCUCUGGGAGAGGGGGAAGGAGAGGGCGUGGAGCUGCAGGCCAAGUGCCCUAGGGAGGAUCACAGAGAUAAGGUAAACUCCGCUGCCUGUGGCCGGAAUGUCUCUGAGACCUUGAUGAAAAAAGGCUGCCCACACUGGGGCGGGGCGGAGGAGCAGCCGGAGCUGAGUGAUCUCGGGCAGUUCUCAGCCCCUUGUGACUGUGACCUGGCGGCAGGGGUGGGAGUGGGGAUUACCUCCUCGAUGAUUCUAAUAUCUUAAGACUUUGGCCUUUCUGAUUUCCAAGUGAUGAUGCCUGGAAGUAGUGUAAAGCCCAGUCUAGGGCUCCCUGUUUGCACACUCUCAGGACGGAGCUCAGCCCUUCCGGGGGGCGCAUCACCUUCCAGUGAUGGACAAAGCGGGUCAGGUCUUCGGGCAAAGUCAAAUAGCCCACCCUGGCACCUCCGCCCAGAUUUUCUUUGUUCUCUCCUUUCGCCUCGCGGCGCUUGCAGGCGCGACCACUGCAAGAACCGGAGUACGCCACCAGGUGGCGACGGUGCCCCAAGGUUAGCCUCCUCAAGCAUCUGCCUUCCAGCCUCUCUUCCCGGAAUCAGCAACUGGGAGGAGUUGGGGGAGUCCGCGGGAGCCCCGCACCGCGACCUGCCUUACAGCUGCAUUCAAGGACAUCCUGCCUGCCCCAGUGCAGGCAAAGCUGUGGCUUCUUUUUCAGGCUGCAGUUCCCAGUAGCCUAGUUUGAGCGUGUGCUUCAUGUACCACAAAGCAGGGGCACCAAAAAGGGAAACAAAAAGAGGAGGAGGGGCUUCCCUGGUGGCGCAGUGGUAGAGUCCACCUGCCGAUGCAGGGGACACGGGUUCGUGCACCGGUCCGGGAGGAUCCCACAUUCCGCGAAGCGGGUAGGCCCGUGAGCCAUGGCCGCUGAGCCUGCGCGUCCGGAGCCUGUGCUCCACAACGAAAUAAGAAAUAAGAAGGCAGGGACUUCUCUGGUGGUCCAGUGGUUAAGAAUCCGCCUUCCAAUGCAGGGGACGCAAGUUCGAUCCCUGGUGGGGGAACUAAGAUCCCACAUGCAACUAAGCCUGGGUGCCGCAACUACUGACCCCGUGUGCUCUAGAGCCCGCGCGUGGUAGCUAGAGAGAAGCUCACAACUAGAGAGAAGCCUGCGUGCUGCAACGAAAGAUCCCCAAUGCGACAACGAAGAUCCCGCAUGCCGCAACCAAGACCUGAUGCAGCCAAAGAAAGAAAGAAAGAAAGAAGGCCUAUGUUCCAAUCCUGGCUCUGCCCUUAGCUAGCUGUGUGACCCCUGUGUGACUCUCUGGACUUCAGAGGUCUUAUCAAUAAAGAAUGGGCUUGGUUAGCACCCCCAUCCCUCCAACCCAGGACUCCUCUCCCAUUCUUGCACUCAUGUUCUCACCUUUGCUGACACCUCUGGGGAAUGCCCUUCUUUUUCCAGAGAAUUCAUUUAUUCUUGUAAAAAUGAGUAAUAUAAUUAUUGAAAUUUAAAACUCAGUUGAUAGGUUAAGUUACAGAUUAGACCCAAUUGAAAAGAUAAUGCACUGGAGAAAUGUGCUAGGAAAUUAUUUAGAAUGUAACUGUAAAACAGUAUUUAUCAUACACUGAUCAGGAGAGUAGGAAAGAGGUGGAAAGAGAGAAGAAAUAAAACAUAAUGGAAAGGUCUCUCUACAUCAAAUUUGAGUCCCAGAGGAAAGAAUAGAGAAAAUGGAGGAAAGUUAAUUUUUAAAGAAAGAGUGCCUGAUGAAAAAUUGGAAUCUACAAAAUCAAGAAAACCCCAUGAAUCCUAAGCAGAGUAAAUAAGAAGAAAUCUGCUGCUGGGCAUGUAAUGUGGGCAGAAUACCAAAGACAAAGGAUCUUAAGCACACACUGAAUCAAAGACUAGAGCCCUUAACACAGGGACAACACAGCAGCUCCUCACCAGCAACAAUGGGAGACUUAAGACUCUGGGAGGCCGUGCACAACGCGUUGAAAGUCAAGUUAGAAUGGUGUAACUGGCAAAACCAACUUGCAAGAAUGAGAGUAAAACAAAGAGAAUCACAGAUAAACAAAAGAAACGAGUUCCCCACCAAGAGAACUGAACUAGGUGAACUUCUAAAGGAUACACUUCAAAAGCAUGGGAAAGGAUCCCAGAAGGUCAGUAAUGUAACAGGGGCCGAGGAAAAGCACAAUAAUAAACAUAUAGAUGGGAGUGUGGGAACAGGGUAGGUGGGCAUUGCUGGCUCACAUGCCCCCUCUAGGCUGUGUGCUCCAGAGACCGGGGACUAUGAAUGAAAAACAGACAAACUGACUCUGAGGGUGCCCCACAGCAUCAUAAUACUUCCAUUCAAAAUCCACUGCAGAAUCUGCACCACCCUAUUCACUGGAGAUUAUUACUAGGGUUAUUUCCAGAGAGAAGACUGGUCAGGUUAACCAAGGUAGCUCUGACAUCUUUCUUUCAAGAUAUUUUUUAAGUGGUGUGUUAUACAUUAUUGCAAUCUUCAGUAUUUUUCAAAUACAAACAAGCAAAAAAAAGUGUUUUUAUUUUGAAACCAAAAGCAGUGAAUCUGGGGAUCCAACAGUCAUUCAGUGCUUAUAUUCAUAACAAACACCCAUGGCUUCAGGUUACAAAAAACAAAGGCUUUGAGUUGACUACAAAAGAAAAGCCAUCCUCCUGAGCCUUGUUUUAGUGUUUUUUUCUACCAAUUAAAGGACAUCUGGACUUCCCUGGUGGCGUAGUGGUUGAGAAUCCGCCUGCCAGUACAGGGGACACGGGUCCGAGCCCUGGUCCGGGAAGAUCCCACAUGCCGCAGAGCAGCUAAGCCUGUGCGCCACAACUACUGAGCCUGCGCUCUAGAGCCCACGAGCCAUGACUACUGAGCCCGCAUGCCACAACUACUGAAGUUCGCACACCUAGAGCCCUUGCUCCACAACAAAAGAAGCCACUGCAUUGAGAAGCCCACGCACUGCAAUGAAGAGUAGCCCCCGCUCACCGCAACAAGAGGAAGCCCUCGUGCAGCAAUGAAGACCCAAUGCAGCCAAAAAUAAAUAAAUUAAAUAAUGUUUUAAAAAUAAAUAAAUAAUAAAAGACAUAUUUCUCAAAAUUUCAAAAGUAAUGCAUGUUCACUGUAAAAAAUAAAAACAGCAUGGAAAUGCUGAUAAGUCUCAUUGUCCUUCCCACCCUUCUUCCUAAUCCCACAUCCCUCUGAAGAGAAAGCCCCUGUUAACUUUGUCAUGUCCCUUUCUGGACACUUUUCUGUGUAUUUAUAAUAUAUGAUAUGUGGUACAUAUGGAUAUGGAUGUGUCAUUUCUAUUUAGAUAUACAUACACACAUG